This is a messenger RNA of Solea senegalensis (Senegalese sole), 1725 nucleotides long. RefSeq names its product succinate dehydrogenase complex, subunit D, integral membrane protein b (gene sdhdb). The record is from RefSeq and is a predicted model, not a curated record. NCBI's taxonomy places the organism in Eukaryota, Metazoa, Chordata, Actinopteri, Pleuronectiformes, Soleidae. The transcript has 4 exons. Bases 46 to 522 code for a protein of 158 amino acids. Gene Ontology annotation, biological process: tricarboxylic acid cycle; mitochondrial electron transport, succinate to ubiquinone. Gene Ontology annotation, cellular component: mitochondrial envelope; membrane. Gene Ontology annotation, molecular function: ubiquinone binding; heme binding.
CUACAUCCGGGUAACGACGGUGGUGACCUUGGUUGAACGAGCAUCAUGGCGUCUGUGGUCAGGUUAAGUUGUGUAUGUCGCAGAGGAUUUAAACCUCUGUUUUAUCAAAGCACUUUGUUGCCCAGACCGCUGGCCAUACCUCAUAAAUACCAGGAGCAACCCCACCUGCUGACAGCGAGGAUCCAUGCGUCACAAGCUCUUUACGCAGGCCCUGGCUCUAAAGCCGCCUCCCUGCACUGGACAGCAGAGCGAGUGCUGAGCAUCCUGUUGCUGUCCAUGGGACCUGUCGCCUAUUUUAACCCUGGUCCAGUCAUUGACUAUUCUUUGGCUGCUGCCUUGACACUGCAUGGCCACUGGGGCCUCGGCCAGGUGCUGACAGACUACGUUCAUGGCGAAUCAAAGAUCAAGGCGGCCAAAGCAAGCCUCUUCCUCCUGUCCACUGUCACGUUCGCCGGCCUCUGCUACUUUAACUAUAACGACGUUGGCAUCUGUAAAGCCGUCGCUCUGCUCUGGAGCAAAUGAACUGGAAUGGAAAGUUGAGACUCGACCCGGACGCCGGGACACGAGAGAUCGUCUCGGCUGACUGUAAAAACAUUUAAGAUGUUCCAUGUUUAUUCUUCGAAAUAUAUCAUGUUGACGAUGUGUGUAUAAUUGGGAUUCGUGUUGAUCAGUUCAGGCUUCAGGUGCUUUUGCAUUCUCACUACGUAUUACAUAUGUCGCUACUUAAAAGAAAUCUGCAAUCAUGCGAUAUCUACUUGUCUGAUUUGUAACUGUUAGGGUGGAUGCGCAUGUUUCCAACAAACACCGUCUCAUUUCCAUUCUUCUUUUCAUGUACAGGGGCUGUUGGUGGCUAAUGUCUUAACUGUAUUUUGUUGUAAUCACGGCGUGCACAUGUUUAAUAACAGGAGAGCACUUCAGAUUCUAGCUUUGCCUUCAUCUCCGCGGUUAGAACUCGCCCACAUGGUCCAUGUUUCUCUUCCUGCCAUACUGACAGCAGCAAGUGCUUUUUACAGCCUUUGUGGAAGCGCUGAGUCCAGUGAGCCGGAGUGAGGAGCAGGGAGAGCACACUUGUAUUAUUAGCCUUUUUGCUGCUCUACUAAGUUAGGACGGCCUGAUCCUAACCACCUCACUGAGUCAAGCCAUCCAUUAAGUGAUGAUAAUCACAAAACAGGUCCAGUGUAUAAAUUUUUUGGGGGGGGUCUAGCAAUAGAAAUUGAAUACAGUAUUGAAAAUUAUUUAUUCCCUUCUGAAAAUUAAGAAAUAUUGGAUUGUGCCAUUUAUAUUCGCGGGCACUCCCACAUGCUUGCUGUGUAACACUUAAUCGAGGGCGAGCCUGUUAUUGUUGGGGCACAUAAACAUGUUGGUAUAUAUUUGCAUGAUGUGUUUUCAUUGGUCGACACUCAUCCUGCUUCAUGGAGAGUUUUUCAUUUUUCACCCUCUGACGCACAGAACACAAGUUAACAUGUGGUAAAACGCAGUUUUGACAACGCUUUUAAUUAUAUUUAGUGAAGAAGCUGAAGGAACAAAAUGAACAUAAGAACUUAUUUAUUAAAAAUAAAACAAAGAAAAAACCUGAAACAUUAAUUAUCAAAAUAGAUUAUCAAUGGGAUAUGAUUAAUCAAUGCAACCCUACCAUGUAUUUGUACACGACUUGAUCAUCAGCCAUGAAGUCUGCCAUGUUUGUACAUUAGCCCAGGAUGGAGAAAUAAAAAAAGUGGCUCCAAA